GGCUUUAGUUUGAAAGUAGGUCGUCGGUAGUGAAGUAGAAGAAGAGACGAGACGAUAGACAAGACAGACAGAAGAGCAAAAGGCCCCCCCAUUCCCAUCUUCGUGUGAACUUCCUACCGUCUUUGUCCCAUCUUCAAUAUCACAUUCUCUUUCAUCUCCAUCAUCGUUUCCGCAUUCUUCAUCUCCAUGACCAGUCCUUGGGAAUCAUCAAUGCACUGGUGUCACCAGUGCAGGAGGGUAGUUUGUCUUCGCAGCCACACUUUAGUUUGUCAAUAUUGUGAUGGUGGGUUUGUCCAAGAACUUAGUGAGUUUGUAAAUGGUGGACAGCCAGAUCUAUUUCGAUAUAGGUCAGAUAAUGUUGCAGAUUUAGGUCAUAUUGUGCCUCCUCCAGACCCAAGUUUUGGACUUAUGGAUGCUUUCACCAACUUCAUGAGGCAAAGAAUGACAGGAAGAAACUCUCAUUUUGACAUUAGAGGAAGAUCUACUCUUGCUCGUGAAAACAGUACCGGGUCUGUUCCAAAUCCUAUUCCGUGGUUGGUUUUACGUGGCCAAGCGCCAGUAAGGAUGCCUGAGAAUGGUUUUGAGUUGUUCUUUAAUGACAAUCUUCGUUCUUCUUCUAGAAGACGAGCUGAUUUCAGUGAUUAUUUCAAUGGGCCUGGCUUGGAGGAGUUACUUCAACAUCUUGCUAUGAACGAUAGACAUGGACCACCACCUGCUCCUCGUUCUGCAAUUGAGGCAAUGCCUACUGUCGAGGUUUCACAGAGGCAUGUUAACACGGAUUCGCAUUGUCCUGUUUGUAAAGAUAAAUUCGAAUUGGGAUCUGAAGCCCGAUUAAUGCCAUGUAAACAUAUGUACCAUUCGGAUUGUAUUGUUCCUUGGUUAGUUGAGCAUAAUUCGUGCCCUGUUUGUCGGUUUGAGAUGCCACAGAUUGGUUCUGGAAGUGGGCAUGGGAGUAGGAGGAGAAAUAGUGUGAAUAAUAAUAGUAAUGCGAGUGGGAGCACUAGUGGCAGUAAUGGAGGUGAAAAUGGUAAUUUGAAUCAAGGUAGGAGGAAUCCAUUUUCGUUUCUUUGGCCUUUUAGGUCGUCUGGACAGGUUAAUUCACGAUAUGCUGCUGGUCGAGGAAGAAGAAAUUCGAGCUCAUAUAGUGAAAAUAAUAGAGAUAGCUAUUCUGGAUUUCCGUUUUGAAGGUGACUGAUAGAGUUCUCCUCCUUAUUAGUAGUGGUUCUUUUUCCCUACUUUCUUCGUUGUUUUGAAGUUCAACUCUUUUGUGCAAAACUUUACAUGAAUAUUCGGAAUUAACAAGAAUUCUUGUUUCUACAUUCUAUCACGAUUUUUCGAAUUUUAAGUAUGAUACCUUGUUUUACAGUU
Molecule: messenger RNA, 1368 nt
Organism: Impatiens glandulifera
Lineage: Eukaryota; Viridiplantae; Streptophyta; Magnoliopsida; Ericales; Balsaminaceae
Product: probable E3 ubiquitin-protein ligase RHC1A
Exons: 2
Coding region: 187-1185 (332 amino acids)
Biological process (GO): protein ubiquitination
Cellular component (GO): cytoplasm
Molecular function (GO): ubiquitin protein ligase activity
Source: RefSeq, a predicted model, not a curated record